Messenger RNA from Funneliformis mosseae, 393 nucleotides. The record is from the annotation of a GenBank genome assembly. NCBI's taxonomy places the organism in Eukaryota, Fungi, Glomeromycota, Glomeromycetes, Glomerales, Glomeraceae.
AUGAGAAUGCUUAAUCAAGAGGAAGAAGUUGACGCAGAAGUAACAUGGGAAGAUCAACAAAAGAUAAAUUCUUUUAGUAAAUUGAAUGCGAAAUAUUCUGAUCUUGAAGAAACUUAUAAUGCAAAAAAGCAAGAAAAAGAAUUUCUUGAUGAUCUAGCUAGUGAACUUGAAUUGGUGGAAGUAGGUGAACCUGUCAAAUAUAAAAUAGGAGAAUCAUUUAUUAACCUUCCGGUAGAACAAGCAAUAGAACGUAUAGAAAAGGAUCAAGAAAUCUUAACACAAGAAUUAGAACAACUCCAGCAUAAUAUGGAUGAUAUGAAUGGUCAAAUGCGUCAAUUAAAAGCUCAUUUGUAUGGUAAAUUUGGUAAAGCGAUUAAUUUAGAAAAGGAUUAA